This is a messenger RNA of Caenorhabditis briggsae, 3702 nucleotides long. The coding region runs from base 1 to 3702 and encodes 1233 amino acids. Gene Ontology annotation, cellular component: Golgi apparatus. Gene Ontology annotation, molecular function: small GTPase binding. The transcript has 19 exons. The record is from RefSeq and is a predicted model, not a curated record. Gene Ontology annotation, biological process: endoplasmic reticulum to Golgi vesicle-mediated transport; Golgi organization. Lineage: Eukaryota; Metazoa; Nematoda; Chromadorea; Rhabditida; Rhabditidae.
AUGAGCGGAUGGCUUCGAAAUAUCCAAGGACAGCUGUCAGAUUUGGCGAACGAGGUGUUGAACGAAGCGAGCGAAGUGCUGACAGAAGCCAGAGAAGAAGUGCCCGAUCCGGAUGGCGAGAUUAUUGUAGCCAAAAAGAAAUGUGCAGAAGCGGAGAAGCAAUUGGCCAUCGAAAUGGCAAAAGUCGAAUCGCUGAGCAGCGAGAAAGAGCAUUUGGAGCAGCAGUUGUACGAUGCACACGUGGAAAUGGAUGCAAUCGGGUCGAAGUUGAAUGGAAUGGUCAAACAGAGAGAUGAGGAGAUUAAGAAGCUUAAAAAUCAAAUGGAGCACAUUGAAGAGUCCGGUUGGCACGAGACCACGCCCACUUCGUUUCCAUCAGCCACCGAAACGAGCCAAAUCACAGAGCUCCGUCAACAGAUUGCUCAUUGGAAGGCGAAAGCUGAAAAUGGGGAAAAUUCUGGAAUUCCAGAUAAAAAUCAAGAAGAAAUGGUCAGAAUUUCUGAAAUGGAGCGAAAAAUCGAGGCACUUCGACAGCAGAAAGAGCACGAAAUCCAGUCGAUCGUUGAGUCCCACGCGGAAUCGAUGGUUGAGAUGAGAGAGAUGUAUGAGGAGAAAAUUAGUAAUAUGCAGCGAUCGCUGGAAUCGAAGCUCGAAGGACUCCAGGAGCAGAACAAGGAGCUCGCCGACGCCUACACGGAGCUAAACACGGAAUUCGAGCAGUUCAAACAGCAGAACAACGUCGUCGUCAACGCGAACAGCGAUCUGAAUCGCCGCAUUGACUCGUUGAAGGCGAAUUUGAUUGAGUACGAAGAGAGAUACGAGUUGUGUAAGAAGGAGAACGCCGAGACGGUUGCUCAGUUGGAACGGCUCUCUAACGAUUUUGCGAGACUGCGAACGGGCGUCGCGAAUGUGAGUCAACGGCGUGACGAUUGUGAUUUGAUGGUGAACGAGGAAGUGGAGAAGCUUCGAAACGCCCUCGACGAGUCGAGAAGUGAGCGCGAACGUCUUCGCGACGAUGUACAGAGAUUCCAAGUGGCAGUUGGAGAGAUUGACGUCGAGUUGGAGAAGCUGCGAGCGGCGAACCGACAGUUGUUGGAGGAGAACAACGCGUUGACGGAGAAUUUGACCAGAUACGACGAAACGAUGAAAUCGAUAAUCUCGUCGUCAGAAGAGGACAUUGGGAAGUUUCGUGAGCAGUUCCACGAGAUUCAGGAGAAUCACAAGAAGCAACGAGAGGCGAUGAAUGCUGAGAAUGACGCGUUGCGGGAGGAAACGGAGGCGAUUAAGAGGCAAAGAGACAUUCUGAUGGAGGAAUCCACACUGUUAAAAGACGUUAAUGAGAAGUUAAAGACGAAAACGAGUGCCGAGGAGGAGAAGAAUCGUCUAUUGCAGGAAAAAUCGGAUCUUCUCGAGCAAUGCCUAUCGAAAGAACGUGCCGAACGUGCUGCUUAUAACGAGAAGUCGGAAGAAGCCAAACGAGAGACGGAGGCGAAAAUUCUGAAUUCCGAUUGUGAUGGAAAUUUGGAAAAUGAGAAUUCCGUGUUGAAGCUGCAACUCAAGGAAGCCCUCGAUGCGAAUGCGGAAAAAACGGACGAGUGUGAGAAGCUGAUAAUCGAGAAUCGAUCGCUGGAGAGGGAAGUGGAUUUGAGGCAGAACUGUGUUGACGAGAUGAUUGCUCAGACUAAUACGCUACAAAUGCAACAGGAGAGCAUGUCAACGCAGAAUAAGACACUCCAGACGCAAAUUCUGGCCCACGAGAGGUCGAUUCUCGAAGAGCGGCUCGCCGAGGAGCAAGAGAGAUCGGAUGAGCUCGCGAAGAAGACGAAACGGCUGGAAGAAGUGAUUGUCGGCGGUGAUUCUUCUGGAAAAGACGGCGACGACGAAAACGAUGAUGAGCAAUCGAGGGGUUCUGAAGCGAAAUCCGAGGAAUUGGUGAAAUUCAAGCGAUACGUCGCCGAGUUACAGACAAAACUAUCUGAAACGGAGAACGAGCUGAAGCUGAUAAAAGAGCAAAAGGCGGCUGAAAACACGGAAGCGGCUGAAAUUCGUGAGAAUCUCGAGCGCAACCUUUUCGAGGCCGAAAAAGUGGACAAGGAGCUGUUGGAUGGUAUUGAGGCGAGAGUUAAGGACAUGGAAGGCGAGCUGAAACAGCGUGUCGAUCAGGUCGAUCAACUGAAAGCCGAGAAAGCUCAACUACAAAAAUCGAUAGCGGAAAUGAGCGAAAAGUUGGAGAAAGCCGAUGAAAAGGAACGUCUCCAAGAACACCUCCAGAAGCCUGCUGAAUCCACUCCAGAAGACACGACGACGAUCGAGGAGCUCCGUGGAGCAGUUUCGAGUCUUCAGAAGGAAAAUGAGCAAUUGAAGGAAACCCUCCAGAAUCCGCCAACGACGUCUCCAGAAGACACGACGAGGAUCGAGGAGCUCCGUGCAGCAGUUUCGAGUCUUCAGAAGGAAAAUGAGCAAUUGAAGGAAACCCUCCAGACUCUGCAAACGACGUCUCCAGAAGACACGACGACGAUCGAGGAGCUGCGUGGAGCCGUUCUAGCCCUCCAACAGGAGAAUGAGCACUUGAAAGGAGUGGCAAAGACGCAGUACGAGGAGAAUGUGAAGUAUUAUGAGCAAUUUCAAGCGAUGGCCCAACACAAUCAGGAGAUCCAGGAUCAGCUGAAUCGGAACAAUGAGCAGAAUGAGAAGAGAGCAAAAGAGCUGGCACGACUCCGCGAGCAUCUGAUGAUUGUUGAGGAGAACUCGACGAGAGAAGCCGUCGAGGCGGAGCACAGGGAAACGGAGCUCAGGGAGAGGGUCAAGGUGUUGGAAGCGAAGGGGCAUCAGGUGGAGGAAGGUGCCAGCGAGUCGAAUCAACAAUAUCAAGUGCAAAUCGCGUCUCUAACUGCUCAACUGGAAUCAUCCCAAAAGACGACGAAUGACUGGAAACGGAGAUUCGAUUCAGAGCAAAAAUCGAGAGAACAGACACAAGAAGCACUCGCCAGUCUUCAGAAUGUCGUUCGAGAAUUAUCGAUUGAUCACGAGAGAGACUCGGCGACGGCCAGUCAUCGCAAUCUCGAACUGCAAACGACGAUUUCGAAUCUAACCGAAGAAAUCGCUCAAAUUCGUGAAGAAAUGGAUCGUCAAUCGAUUGGACGACAAGCGGCUGAAGAGGAAUCCGAGAGAAGGCAAUUGCAAUUGGAAUCCAAACAGAAAAUCAUAGAAGACCUCGAGAAUCAAAUCGAAGAGCUGCGAUCGCCGAAGAAGCCCACCGACUCGUACCGUAUCGAUGAUUCCACACUCCGCCAGCUAUUCCUAUCGUAUUUCUCGUCGGAAUCGUCGAAAAAGGCGGACAUUGCACUGUUGUUGGCGAAUAUUCUGGAAUAUCCACCGGAUGAAAUGGACAAAUUCAAAUCGGCGGUUCGUCAAUCCGUUGGACAGCAGCAGCAGUCUUCAUUCUGGGGAUUAUCGGCCAGAAACUCGCCAAGUCCAUCGCCUGGUGGAUCGAUUGCUGAUCAGUUUAUUAGAUUCCUUGAAAUCGAAUCGGAAUCAUCGCGAACUGCUCCACACCUCCCGUUGAGAACUCAGAAUGAGCCGGCGCCACGAAUGUCGAUGGAUGCACCAACGACAGCGACGCAGAGAUCCAAAAAUCCACAAAAUCAAGCCACAUCGUCGUCAUCAUCGUCGGCAGCCGCUUUGGAUUCGUUGCUCCGCUGA